AUGCGACGGUCUACAUCUCUCUACACCCUCGGUCUGUUGAUCGCCUCGACUUCCUCUUCCUUCGCCACGACCAUUGAACAGCUCGUCGAACAAUGGUCAGUCACCGAAGGCAAUUUUACAUUCCCGAUGCCUUCGCAGAGCUUGAUGAAGAGAGAAGACGCGGCUUCGUAUCUAUAUUCAGCAUGGGAUCUCAGCGGUAGGAUAUCUUGGGGAACGUCUGAUAUAUCCUUUGUGUCUGAUCCUGCUGGCUCGUCAAAUUCUACAAACGCAAGACGUCAAGUCGCGUCCACGACAACGACGAGCUACACUCAUCAUCAUCAUUCUUCUUCUUCUGUCCUUUCGCCAUCGUCUACUGCGGCGGCGGCUUCAGAGACGUCGUCUUCAGCCUCUUCGAGUACUUCAUCGUCCUCGACUUCUUCUUCCUCCUCCUCCUCCUCUGGAGAUACGGUCCUGCGUAUAGAAUACCCUCAAGGAUCAUAUUCUAACAAUACGGGCGGAACUCAAUUCAAUGCCAACCCGCUGAAUGGCACUUUUGAGAGGAUGAUCCUGGCAUACGAUAUCUACUUCUCGAGCGACUAUCAAUGGGUCCAAGGCGGUAAACUGCCAGGUCUCAAAGGUGGCCCGGAGACAUUCGGAUGCUCUGGAGGAAGCGAGACAGAUGGUACAGGUUGUUUCUCGACGCGUCUCAUGUGGCGUACGAAUGGAAUGGGCGAAGUGUACGCAUACAUUCCCACUAUGUCCAUCAAGAACUUUUGCUCAGAUACCGGCAUUAUCUGUAAUUCCGACUACGGUACAUCGCUCGACAGAGGCAGCUUUAGCUUUGUCAGCGGACAGUGGCAGACAAUCUACCUCGUCGUAGUGUUGAAUGAAGUCGGUGUCGCGAAUGGAGUCGUUCAACUCUACUACAAUGGAGUCCAAGCGAUGAACUUUCAAAAUCUCGAGUUGCGAUCUGCCUCCUCUCUCGCAGGUAUCAACGGCAUGUUCUUCUCGACCUUUUUCGGAGGAAGCGAUUCGACUUGGGCUACACCAACAGAGCAAUUCACCUACUUUAAGAACAUUCAACUGUAUGCUGGAUCAGGCGAAUCGACAGCAUCAGGUCAGAAGAUAGGAUCGGCCUCGUCUAUCUCUUCGCGAUUCUCAAUGUUGCCAGUGGUGACUGCUGUUGUCGCUGGUUGCUUCUUGACUCUCUUCCUGUGA
Molecule: messenger RNA, 1197 nt
Organism: Kockovaella imperatae
Lineage: Eukaryota; Fungi; Basidiomycota; Tremellomycetes; Tremellales; Cuniculitremaceae
Exons: 5
Coding region: 1-1197 (398 amino acids)
Source: RefSeq, a predicted model, not a curated record